This is a messenger RNA of Entrophospora sp. SA101, 264 nucleotides long. NCBI's taxonomy places the organism in Eukaryota, Fungi, Glomeromycota, Glomeromycetes, Entrophosporales, Entrophosporaceae. The record is from the annotation of a GenBank genome assembly.
AUGGGAGUUGAAAUUCAAACAAUUAAAGAAGGUGAUGGAAGGAAACCAAAAGCGGGGUCCAUUGUUGUGAUUGAAUAUGUUGGAAAAUUGACUAAUGGUAAAAUAUUCGAUCAAAAUAAGAAAUUUCAAUGCCAAAUAGGUGUUGGUAAAUUAAUCACAGGAAUUCCUCAAUUAAGAGUUGGAGAAAAGGCUAUAUUGACAAUCUCUCCUGAUUAUGGAUACAAGGAAGCCGGCGUUCCUGGACUUGUAUGUAAAUUUAAAUAA